AUGUCUCACUUACUUGAGCAUAUUGAUGCAUGUGUGCCAGUAACGGCAUUGAAAGCAUUCCCGUGGGGUCAACAUCACUUCAUUCUUCAAGGUCAAGGCCCAUUUUUACGUGUCAUUGAUGAUGAGUCUGGCAAUGUGAGGACUCAACUGAACGUCUUCAAACGUAACAACAUCCACGGCUUCAUCCCAUUGACAUCAAGGUGGGAUGAGGGUGAACAUACAUGUGUCCGAAUCUUAGUCUGGGGAGGCCAAUCCCUCCGAGAAGUUGACUUGAGAUUGGAUAAAAAUGACAGGGUUAUCUCUUCAUUAUCAUCUGCGGAGUUCCAUGCCCCAGACUGGAUUAUGAGUGGGUGUGCCGCGGUGAAAGACGCAUCAGUAGAGGCAUAUUUGAUUACGGCCAACAACGCCCUUCUUACCAUCCGUCUGAAACAAAUUGAAUCGCCCCGCUACCAGACACAAAUCCAAGUGCAUCAGCUGGCAACAAGUGUCAAGUCGAUUCUCUGUGCAGCCGACCUUAUCGCAUUUUCGGCCACUCAUGUGCUUAUCGCUGCGGGAACUAUAUUUGGAGAGAUCAUUGUCUGGUCUUGUUUCACAGACCCAAAUCAGAAUACUGAAGCUGCUCAUGCAAUUGGAUCCAUUCAUCAUUUUUUCACUGGACACGAUGGAACUGUCUUCGGUGUACGGAUAUCACCUCCCCUGCCAUCGUUAUGUGGCGGCCAACCCGGACGACUUUUAGCUAGCUGCAGUGAUGACAGGACGCUGCGAAUCUGGGAUAUUUCGGACUGCGAAAAUAAGUCUUCUCUUGACCCAUCUGCCUACUCCACAGAUGGAUUUGAUCUCCGCAGUACAGGUUUUGGAUCCACCAGUGGCGAGAAUAAUGAAACUGAGUCUAAAUGGUGCGUGGCAAAAGCAUUUGGACAUGCUGCUCGUAUCUGGGACAUUCUUUUUCGACCAAGAUCGAUGAGCUCUUCUGGGAUUGGACUUGUCACUCGAAGUGAGGAUGCUACUUGUAUAGCUUGGGAUUUGAGUUGGCAGUCGUCGACCUCUAGCCCUGAGACAUAUAAGUUAUCCCAGCGGGAGUCUUCGCGCGGACAUGUUGGAAAGCAUCUUUGGUCUAUGGAUCUUCGGUGUCAUGGGGAUCAGACUUGGGUUUAUACUGGAGGUGCAGACGGGGCUCUGAAGCGUUUCAAAAUCAAUGAAAUUAACACUUCAACUGCGGACCUAGCACAAAUCAAAGGAGAACCCCAACCAAAACUCAAUGAGGUUAUGCAUUUUGCCUUCUUAACUCCAAAUUGCCUCAUUGCAUCUGACAAGGAAAACAAACUCCAGGUCGGGUCUGUGAGCUCGGGAGAAACCGCAAUCGUUACAUGGGAAUCCCUCAAUAACGACUCGGAUUUUGGUCCAAUCCAAAGAAUCGCUGGAAUCCCUGCAGAGGGACUAGCAUUGAUAAGUAAUGGCCAGGGCCACGUACGCUUGUACAACCACAGGACCAAAUCGGUCUCCGAUCUGGUCAAACUGCAUGAACGCCCUUUGGCUUUCUUCAUAGUCAGCAGCCCCAGUGCAAACUCACAUCAUACCAUUUCUUUCGUCGCCUCCUACGCCAAAGAUGAAAUUGCAACAUUGGUGAUGGUCUCAGAUUGGAACUCUGACCUGGCUCAAGUGAAAAGCAUUUCAAUUACUCUUCCGCAGUCUCCAUUUGGUCUCUCCUCUGCCUCACUGAUCCAUAGCGAUAAUUAUUUGGUGUUAGGCUCCAGGCUUGGCGGACUAUCAGUGCAUCGAGUGGGAAACUCAAAUAUUCCUACAGAGGCACUCAUCGUCGAACGACGCGUUCAUGGCCGCGAUGGCACAAACCAUAUUAGAGCAAUCUCUUCCGUGAAGGAUGCGGAUGGUUCCGAUCUCGAAUAUAUUCAAACAUGUGGGCGCGACGGAAAGAUUUGCAUUCAUGAGAUAAAUCUUGGAAGACAUUCCAAUCAUUCCAUUUCCCUCCGCACGAUUCAUAGAACAGAGUCUGGACUUGGUGGAAAUAUAACAGGUUCUUACAUAGAUGAAGAGACAGAUGACCUGAUGGUCUAUGGCUUUAGAUCUCAGGACUUUGUUCUUUACAACGAGUCUAAACACUCGGAUGUUAUAGCAGUGAGUUCUGGUGGGUCUCGCAGAAACUGGGCCUUUCACCCCUGCACAUCAGGUGAAGCCGGCGGACUGUUAUUUUGGAAAGAUCGACAGGGCCUCAACUCCCGCCGUCUUCUCGGGGAUAAAAAUUGUCUCCUCCGGGCUGGAGUUCAUGGGAGAGAGAUUAAAUCCUCGGCUUAUUUGGACUCAAUUCAAGGCUCGCCUCCUAUUUUUGCUACGGGUGCGGAAGACACUGCAGUGAGGAUAUUCUCAUUAUCAGACUCGACCAGCUCAAGUCCCUGGGGCGCAUUUAAGACCCUCCGUGUUCUAAACACACACAGAUCUGGAUUGCAGCACGUUUCCUGGUCAAAAAAUGGGAAAUUCCUUUUCACCAGUAGUGCAGAAGAGGAAUUCUUCGUUUGGCGAGUACAAUGGUGGCUUCUGCUCCCAAAAGGGGAUCCAGACUCCGAGCUUCGAAUCACCAGCUUCGACAUGAUCGAAGUAGAAGAGUCUGGGCAUGGAUGUGGGUUUAUUUUGGGACUGACUUUGUCCAACUCUACUGUGAAGGUUUUCCAUUAUUCACCAAAUAAGGACAACUCCUUCUCUCUGCUGGCUGAAUGGAGAUAUAUGGAGAAUUGCCUAACUCAAGUUCGCUUUUUGCCGCAUGGGUCUUGCGUGACUCUGUUGACUGCAGCUACCGAUGGAUAUCUGACUUUUUGGGAUUUGACGGCAACGCUUCAGCCUUUCUACACCAUUGACUCGUCGAGGUUGAAAUCCAAGCAAUACUCUGUACAGCAGCCACCUGCGUUUGGAAUCACAUGCGAGGAUCGCUAUCAAAUUCAUUCGAACAGCAUCAAAGCCAUGGAAUGUGUCACAAUCUCCCCAGGAGUUACUCUGGUCCUGGCCGGUGGCGAUGAUAACUCGUUAUCCAUCUCACUCUUGAACCAUUCUCAAAUAUCUGCAUCCGAUCCACACAUCGAAGUCUCGACCAAGUCAAUCCCAGAUGCCCAUACCGCCUCUGUCACAGCGAUUCAAGUUCUGAACCAACCAUCUGCGCGUGUCCACCCGGCUGGUUCUCAUAGUGUCAACUUGACUUUUGCCUCUUCCGGAAAUGAUCAUCAGGUCAAGAUUUGGAGAUUAAUCCUGGAUCGGUCUCAAUCUGAUUCGCCAAUCAUCCAAGUCCAACUCUUGGAGGACAAAUAUUCCUCUGUGGCUGAUAUAGCUUCAUUCAGUCUUGUCCGUGGGAAUGCAUCUCAUAGUCAUGAUGAUUCCCUUCAAUUGGUUAAAUCACGCGAAAUGAAACUGCUGGUAUGUGGUGUUGGUAUAGAGCUGUUCAAACUGAAUUUUGGACGGUUUGGUGACUCGGACAUAAAUCAUGUUGAUUUGAUGGAGGGUCUGCAUAUCUAA
Molecule: messenger RNA, 3516 nt
Organism: Penicillium malachiteum
Lineage: Eukaryota; Fungi; Ascomycota; Eurotiomycetes; Eurotiales; Aspergillaceae
Product: tRNA (34-2'-O)-methyltransferase regulator RTT10
Exons: 4
Coding region: 1-3516 (1171 amino acids)
Biological process (GO): tRNA methylation
Cellular component (GO): cytoplasm
Molecular function (GO): protein binding
Source: RefSeq, a predicted model, not a curated record